UCGUGCUCUCAUAUAGUAGGGGUUGGUCUUGGUCCGCAGCCUACUGCCCUACUCUACAAGCGAAGCUAGCGCCCAAGCCCAAGAUCCUCCUCUCCUCUGCCUCCACGCCACCGGAGAAGGAACGCAAUGGCGUGGACCGAGGCGGCCAUGCGCCGGGCAGGGGCGUUCGUGACGCUCGCCGCGGCGUCCGCGCUCGUGCUCCUGCUCUUCCCCGCGCCCGCGGCCGUGGACCGCGGGUACGUACUCGUUCCCAUCCUUGCACUGUUCGUCGCCUUACUCCUCGGCUGCGCCGCCGUGCUUCUCUCCCCGGCCGCGACCGCGCCUGCGCGUGCGAUCUUGGCCGUGCAGUGGCGCGCGGCCACGGCAAGGGAGCUGCGGUGGGUCGGGUUCACCGCCGUCGUGUUCUGCGCGGGGCACGUGGUCCGCGCCGUCGUGCGGGAGGAGCCGGCGGCGGAGGAGGAGGAGGUGUCGACGGACAAGGUCGGCGCCGUCGCCAUCCUGUCCCUGGUGUUCUUGGCGGGAGUGUGGACUGUGAACCUGUCCGUGCUCACGGGAAGGGUGGGUUCUCGGUCGGUGACGCAGCCGCCGCCGCCGCCACUGCAGGCGCCGGAAGAAGAGCUUGACUGCGCGUAGGCCAACACCAUGCUGCCCCGCCUCGAUCUGGACGUAUCGGCGAUUCGAAGGUCUAAAGUCUGACAAUUGUGGCGGGAAGAUGAAGAGCGUUCUAAACGACGGCGAUUGUAUCACAAAUAAAGAAGAACCAUGAGCCGUGGAGAGUAGGUCAGUAGGAUAACACUUUUGAUCAUGCUUUGUACUCCAUUGGUCUAGGAGUCGGUCUUAGAUUCAUAGCUCCACAUAGUAUGUACUACUAGUAAUCUUGGUAUGUUCAGUCGCUCCCACGCCAUGUUUGUAAAGUCAGAUGUGUGCAAUUAUACCGCACAUUGUUAGAAAUGGCAAUUGUUCGCUCGCGUGCUCCAAA
Setaria italica (foxtail millet) is the source of this 979-nucleotide messenger RNA. RefSeq lists its product as uncharacterized. The record is from RefSeq and is a predicted model, not a curated record. The transcript is spliced from 2 exons. Bases 127 to 633 code for a protein of 168 amino acids. Lineage: Eukaryota; Viridiplantae; Streptophyta; Magnoliopsida; Poales; Poaceae.